Molecule: messenger RNA, 1352 nt
Organism: Culicoides brevitarsis
Lineage: Eukaryota; Metazoa; Arthropoda; Insecta; Diptera; Ceratopogonidae
Exons: 5
Coding region: 475-1323 (282 amino acids)
Molecular function (GO): acyltransferase activity, transferring groups other than amino-acyl groups
Source: RefSeq, a predicted model, not a curated record
UUAUCUGCGUAGAGCACGGCGGCGGGAGCAAAAUACUACACACACAAAAUUAAAACAAAAAGGCGGCAGAAACAUUUUUAGUUGCUCAUUUAAAACAGCUAGCAUAUAUGCAACAACAUUAUCACAACACGACGACGGAGUCGACACGAAAAAUCGAUAAUUAAUUUUGUUGAUUGAAGUUUUUUUUUUUGCGUGUUUCGGGAAACUCCAACGGGAAAAAAGUGAUUUUUUUGUGAAAAAAAAAUAAAUAACAGCUGUGCAAAUUUUGCAAUUUUUCGUAAAAGAAAAAAAAAUUGAAAAAAAGACGCUUUCAAUGCUAAAAAACGCUUGCAAAGCAUAAAUUAUACGUAAUAAAGGACCACUUGUCAUCAAGCCUGCUCAUUCGUGAAAAAUUCAUUGUUCGUGCUGCUUCAACACAAAAGAGAAUUAUUUUUGUUUUGAACUAAAAAAGAAAAAGAAGAAAACUCAACCAGAAUGCAGGACAAAAUUUGCGAAGUACCCCCGUCACAAUGGGAAGAAUUACGCGACAUGUUUGCAGCUGAUUGGCCUCGCAACAUUUACGCCUACAACUUGCUCGAGAAUUAUCUUCAAUGGCGAGAACGUGAUCCGAAAAUCAAAAAUUUGAAGAUUUUUGCGUUGAAUGGCGAUUACAGCGAUGGAACUUUUGUUGUUGUUGAUCGGUAUCAGAUUUUUGUAAACACACUCGACGAAAGUCAAUUGCGACUGAAGAAAUUGCUGGAUUUGUUGGAUUGGAGUAAGGGAUUUCAGGUGCAUGCGGUGUUGAAGCGUUACAGACCGUUGAUAAUGGAGAUAAUUGAGAAGAAGAAUUUGGUAGCUGAGUUGGAAUUCCACACGUACAUGCAGUAUUUGCCGAAAGAGGAAGCCGAGCAUUUCGAUGAGACACCCCCAGAUGGCAUCACGUUGAAGCCAAUGACGAGCUUGGAGCACGCGAUUCAGGCCAACAAGGCAUGGUUGUUCCACGACGAGGGUUCGCUCUUCUUCAUCAAGCGCCUGAUGGAAUGGAACGAAAAUAUCGGGGCAUUCAAUGAAAAAGACGAGCUCGUUGCAUGGUGCUUUAGGUUCCAAUUUGGCGGACUUGGAUUGCUCCAUGUCACGGACAAGUACAAGCGGAAAGGCCUUGGCAGCACGAUUGUCAAGACAAUGGCGAAGCGCCUGGCGUUGCUUGGCAGCGAUACGAUCGCGAGUGUCGUGACGCACAAUCAGCCCUCGCUCAAUAUGUUCCAAAAACUUGGGUUCCGCGAAAUCGACGAGGUCUCUUGGAUACACACAGUCCCACUCGUGCCUUCCAAAUGGGUCGAUUAAGAUGAAGAAGUCGUAACAACUUCCAACAA